UUUCUCCUAUUUCCUGUACGUGUAAGUGGAGAAAGGCUGGGGCUUCAGAAUUAAAAACACUGGGUACUGAACUCGCCAUUAGUAUACCAAACAAACUCAAACACUGAGACAGGAUAAAACCCGGCGUGUGAAAUGGAGGCGGUGCCUCGAAUGCCAAUGAUAUGGCUAGAUUUGAAGGAGGCUGCAGAAUUCCAGUUUGGUCCCUCCGUCAAACAGUUCAUCCUGAAGAACUAUGGAGAGGACCCAGAAAACUACAACGAGCAGCUGAAGAAACUGGAGCAGCUUAGACAGUGGCAACAUACAAUCACAUCGCAAUUUCCAAAGGGCGCAGUUAACGUCACAAGGGAUUUCGAAGGCUGCAGUACCUUGAGGAAAUACUUCGGCCAGCUCCACUACCUCCAGAGCCGGGUGCCCAUGGGGUCUGGACAGGAAGCGGCAGUGCCCAUCACAUGGACAGAGAUCUUCUCUGGGAAGACGGUUACCCACGAUGAUAUCAGCUAUGAACAGGCCUGCAUCCUCUAUAACCUGGGUGUUCUGCAUUCGAUGCUAGGAGCCAUGGACAACAGGGUAUCAGAGGAGGGAAUGAAGGUGUCCUGCACCCACUUUCAGUGCUCAGCCGGAGCCUUCUCCUACCUGCGCGACCACUUCAGCCACGACUUCAGUGUGGACAUGAGCCACCAGAUCAUCAACCUCAACAUCAACCUCAUGCUGGGCCAGGCGCAAGAGUGCCUGCUGGAGAAGUCCAUGUUGGACAAUAGGAAGAGUUUCCUAGUGGCUCGGAUCAGUGCACAGGUUGUUGAUUACUACAGGGAGGCAUGCCGGGCUCUAGAGAACUUAGAAACAGCCUCUCUGCUCGGGAAGAUCCAGAAGGAGUGGAAGAAACUGGUGCAGAUGAAGAUGUACUACUUCGCAGCCAUCGCUCAUCUGCACAUGGGCAAGCAGGCGGAGGAGCAGCAGAAGUACGGAGAGCAGCUGGCCUACCUGCAGAGUGCUCUGGAUAAACUGAAUGAAGCUGUGAAGCUGGCCAAGCAGAACCAGCCUGAGAGUGUACAGGAGGCCUUGAGAUUCACCAUGGAUGUGAUCGGGGGAAAGUUCAACUCUGCAAAGAAGGACAAUGAUUUUAUUUACCAUGAGUCUGUUCCUGCCCUGGAGACUCUCCCCUCUGUUAAAGGUGCGCCCCUGGUGAAAGCUCUCCCGGUUAACCCGACUGACCCCAGUGUGACUGGACCUGAUAUCUUCUCUAAACUGGUUCCCAUGGCAGCUCAUGAAGCCUCAUCCCUGUACAGUGAGGAAAAAGCCAAGCUGCUGAGAGACGUCAUGGCCAAGAUCAACAGCAAGAACGAGACUCUGGAACAGUUCAUGGACUCUCUGCGGCUGGACCCUGAGACAGUGGACAAUCUGGACAUGUACAGCCACAUCCCCCCUGUUCUGAUGGAGAAGUGUGCUGCGCUGAGCGUGCGGCCCGACACCGUUAAGAACCUGGUCCAGUCCAUGCAGGUGCUGUCGGGAGUAUUCACUGAUGUGGAGGCCUCACUGCGUGAGAUCAGGGAGCUGCUGGAGGAGGAGCAGGCUCAGGAGCGCCACCUGGAGGAGGUAGUGGGGAAGCAAGCCAUGCCGCCACUCCCCCCUGCCCUGGCGGAGCUGACAAAGGACCUGGACAAGUACAUGGAGGUGCACGAGAAGGCCAGCUUCACCAACACCGAGCUGCACCGUGCCAUGAACCUGCACAUCGCAAACCUGAGGCUGCUGGGGGGGCCCCUGGAGAGCCUGAGUGCUGCACUGCCCAGCCCGGAGCUCACUGAGGAGGAUGCGGCUGUGCUGCAGUCGAUGAAGCGGAUCCUGGGUAAGGUGCAGGAGAUGAGGGACCAGCGCCGAUCUCUGGAGAAACAGCUCCGAGACCUGAUCCAGAAGGACGAUAUCACCAGCGCCCUCGUCACCACCGAGCGCUCCGAGAUGAAGAAGCUGUUUGAGGAGCAGUUGAAGAAGUAUGAGCAGGUGAAGGUGUACAUCGAUCAGAACCUGGCUGCCCAGGAGAACAUCCUCAAGGCCCUGACCGAGGCCAAUGUGCAGUACGCUUCUGUGCGCAAGGGACUGGCCGAGACCGAGCACAAGUGGAACACAACAGUGCAGACCCUGGUGUCAUCCUAUGAAGCAUAUGAGGACCUGAUGAAGAAGUCUCAGGAGGGGAAGGAAUUCUACGAUGACCUGGAGGGCAAGGCAUCAAGACUGCUGGAGAGAGCCAGAAGCACCUGCCAGGCCAGACAGCAGGAGAGGCAGCAGAGCCUUGACAGGGAGCUGCAGAAGAAAGCCCCUCCUCGCCCCACGGCCCCCAAGCCCCCUCUGCAGAAGAAGCCAUCGGACUUGGACUCUAGUUCCAGCCUGGAUGACGCUGAGCUGCAGCAGCUGAACACAGCAAUUCUGGCUCUGGGGGGGGACCUGCCAGAGGAGCUGCGCAGCAUUCCCCCCAACCCCACCCUGCCCUUCCCCGGGUUGCGAGCCCCACCUCUAGAGGCCUUUCUCCCCGGCAGUACGGCCAGCCCCCCUCUCCAGCCCCCCCUGUACUGGCCUGGGGCCGUCAUGUUCAACCAGCCUCGCUUCUCAGCACGCAUGAUUCCUACCGAGGGCAUGGACAGGCUGUCCCACUACCCAGCCAUCAGCGGGCUCCCUCAACAUCAACCCAUGCCCCCGCACAGUGCCCCUGCCAGGGGGCAUUUACCUCCACACUCGGCUGCACCUCAACAACAGCUACCCUUCAACGCUGAGCAUCUUGGAGGCAUGCUUCCCCAGCAUGUCUCCCCUGUGCUAGGCUAUGGGAUGGGUCCACAAGGAGGACAAACCCCGACACCCCAUACUGGCACUUCUGUUCAGCCAGCUAUGGUGAGCCAGUCUGGGCAGCCUCAGUUAUCUGGGGUAGCUGUGGGAGGGCCAGGGGUCAGGCCUUCCACCACCACUGUGGACAGCCUACAGACGCCCAUUUCCAGCUUCACUUCUCCAGGGCACCCAGGACAGCCUUCACAAGAAGCCCACAUAGGUGGCAUGCAACUCCCUAGGCAGCAGGUACCCACUACUGGGGGAUACAGAGUGCCACCUAUGGGGCAGUACCCCCCCUACCCACAGCCACAGCACUUUGGUCAGCCUCCCGCACAGUUUGCUCCCAGUAUGGGACAGCAGCAGCAGCAAAUGCAGCACCCCUACCAGCCCCAGCAGCACCCAGGCCAGGAGCUCCAUGGUUCAGUCAGGCCCCCUGUUCAGCCCCCACACUACCCACAGUACCUGCACCAGCAGAGGCAGCAGCCACCCCCUCACUUCCAACCUCCUUCCCACCUCCCCACGCAGCAGCCGGCUUUUCCUGGCGAGCCCCGCGUGCAAGCAGUGCUCCCACCACAGCCUUACCUCCCCCCACAGCCUCGCCUCCCUCCUGCCCCCAUAUCUUCACACCCCCACAUGCUCCCUGGUUCUCAGCCUCACCAGCCCCCAGCCUCCAUCCCAUCCCAGACUCACAUGCACCCUCAGAUGCCCCAGCAGGCACUGCCCCCACACUCAGGGACUUUGUGUUACCCAGGGGGGGCUGCUCCCCAUAUCUUCCCCCACCAGACUUCUCAGACAGUCCCACCUCAACAAGCACAGCUCCUGCUUCCUCACCCUUCCAUUGUCCAACCCCUACCCCCUGCAUCCUCAGCUACCUCUGCUGUAGCUACCAUGCCUUACCCUCCUGCCCCCUUGCAGCACCAGGGUCCCCUAACGCCCCACCUUCUCCCUCACCCCCAACACGGACUCCCUCCGCCCCCCGCCACUCAAAUACCCCAGCAACCUCCUCCCAACGCCAUCCCUCCCUCACCGGCCCCUUCUCCUUCCCCCCAGCCCUCUCCUGGCCCCCCCUCCUUGGGUCUUAUCCCCCAGAGACCCCCUCCCUCCCUGACACCAUCCCUCCCUGCUGCAUCUUCAUCCCCAGCCCCUUCCAGCUCCUCUGAGGUGCUGUUCCAGAGACCGAGCUCCACUACCGAUGACCUGCUCUCCUCCAGCCCUGAGAGCCAGCAUGGCGGCCCCAAGGCAGCUGCUGCAGUGCUCCUGCCCACCAAGGCGGACCCCCAGGAUGGGCAGCGCAAAAAGCCAGAGGGGGUGCUUCUGAUCGAGGGGGACCCAUAUCAGGCCCCUGAGCUUGUGACCCGUCUGUGGGCAGAGCUGGAGCGGUUCCGGGCAGUGGUGGAAGCUCUGGAGAGGCCAGGUCAGGGCACCUCGGAGCUGGACGCCCGCUGGAAGGAGCUCCAGGACCUGCAGGAAAAGGAUGCGCGGCAGCUCUCCAUUGCCAUCGCCCGCUGCUACAGCAUGAAGAACCGCCACCAGGACAUCAUGCCCUACGACCGUAACCGCGUGGUGCUGCAGUCUGGCAAGGACGACUACAUCAACGCCAGUACCGUGGAGUCGCUGUCCCCAUACUGCCCCCGCAUCAUUGCCACGCAGGCCCCCCUCACUGGCACAGCAACAGACUUCUGGCUCAUGAUCUACGAGCAGAAAGUCUCCAUCAUCGUCAUGCUGGUGUCUGAGCAGGAGCUGAAGAAGGUGAGAGCCAAUGUAAGGCUGACACACUGCAAGCAAAAAGUUCUAAGGUACUUCCCCCCAGAGCGCGGGCAACAGAUGUCGCAGGGGCCCAUUACCCUGACCCUCAGUACCCUCAAGGUGACCCCCACUCACAUCGAGAGAAUGAUCGGGCUGCAGUACCGUGACCAGAGCCUCAAGCGCACCAUCAUCCACUUGCAGUUCACAUCCUGGCCUGAGCUGAGUCUCCCAGACAGUAACAACAACCUGAUCCGAUUCAUCCAGGAGGUCCAUGGGCACUACCUGCACCAACGUCCUCUUCACAUUCCCAUCGUGGUACACUGCAGCUCUGGUGUGGGCCGUACUGGGGCAUUCUGCCUGCUUUAUGCUGCCAUGCAGGAGGUGGAGGCGGGCAAUGCCAUCCCAGACCUGCCACUGCUGGUGAGGAAGAUGAGGCAGCAGAGGAAGAACAUGCUGCAGGAGAAGCUCCACCUCAAGUUCUGCUACGAGACUGUCUUGAAACAUGCUGAACAGGUCCUGCAGCGCCAUGGAGUCUCUACCGCCCCCUGCAGCAAGACCACCAACAGUGUAGUCAUGAAGCCAUACUCUCGCCAAGAGUCCCAGGAUAUUGUUCUGGGAGGGGACAUGCCAAUCAGCUCCAUCCAGGCCACCAUUGCCAAAAUGAGCAUCAGACCCCCCUCCUCCUGCGGACAGAGCAUGGAUUUGAGCGACCUGGAUUCCUUGCCCCCUGCCCAGCCCAGCCUGCCUGCCUUCCCCAUGAUCCCACUCCAACCAGAUCUUCCAGUACCUUCCCAGUCCUGCCAGACUGCUGUCACUACCACCCCACCUGACAGCUGCAGUGCCACUCCACCUCCAGCAGAGAGUGAGGGGCACGAGCAUCCCCAGUCAGAGCCAGACCUUGACCUAGCCCCAGACCCGGCCCCUGACCCAGCCCCUGUCAGCUCCUCCUCCCUGGACCUGCUGGCCUCCCUCACGCCCGAGGCAUUCACACUGGACAUUGCCUCCAAGGGAAAGCAGCGCAUCAACAAGCACUGCUUCCUUCAACCGCAGAGCGGACAGGGCCUGCAGGGGGCACCCUUGGGGGACGACCCCCUCAGCUCACUCGACCCGCUCUGGACCCUCAACAAGACCUGAGCCUGGACCACCCAAGCCAUCUACAAUCCAGCCCUCCCUGAAACACGCUGGAGCAGACAGAGCAGCAACCCGCUCCACAGUAUGGGAUUCACUUUGUACCUUAACCCUGAUCGGCUAACUGUACCGCAACUCUACCUGCUGCAGGAAAGGCACCCCCCUCCA
Polyodon spathula (Mississippi paddlefish) is the source of this 5853-nucleotide messenger RNA. Its product is annotated as tyrosine-protein phosphatase non-receptor type 23-like. Gene Ontology annotation, cellular component: endosome. The transcript has 26 exons. Gene Ontology annotation, molecular function: protein tyrosine phosphatase activity; protein binding. Gene Ontology annotation, biological process: protein dephosphorylation; protein transport to vacuole involved in ubiquitin-dependent protein catabolic process via the multivesicular body sorting pathway; early endosome to late endosome transport. The record is from RefSeq and is a predicted model, not a curated record. NCBI's taxonomy places the organism in Eukaryota, Metazoa, Chordata, Actinopteri, Acipenseriformes, Polyodontidae. Bases 133 to 5691 code for a protein of 1852 amino acids.